Lampris incognitus (smalleye Pacific opah) is the source of this 1476-nucleotide messenger RNA. RefSeq names its product cAMP-regulated phosphoprotein 19b (gene arpp19b). The transcript is spliced from 3 exons. NCBI's taxonomy places the organism in Eukaryota, Metazoa, Chordata, Actinopteri, Lampriformes, Lampridae. Gene Ontology annotation, molecular function: protein phosphatase inhibitor activity. Bases 169 to 507 code for a protein of 112 amino acids. Gene Ontology annotation, cellular component: cytoplasm. The record is from RefSeq and is a predicted model, not a curated record.
GCCUGUGCUCGGACUGGUUCAUUCACCGGCUACUUGACUUUACUGUGUUGCGGCUCCUGUCAACCCGCUCAAUUCCUGCCAGUUUUAGUGAUUCCCUGUCAGGGUCAGUUGGUUGAUAGUGAUAUCUUGUUGUAGUAAUUUUGUGAGACGGGUUUAUAUUUAAUAGUUAUGUCUGAGGAAGUUGAAGGAACAAGGACGUCCGAGGAGCUUCAGGAAAUGGAGGAUACAGUAAUAAAUCCGGAGAAAGCCGAGGAGGCCAAAUUGAAGGCCCGGUAUCCUAAUCUUGGAGCCAAACCCGGGGGUUCUGACUUGCUCAGGAAAAGACUGCAGAAGGGGCCAAAGUAUUUCGAUUCUGGCGACUACAACAUGGCCAAGGCAAAGAUGAAGAACAAACAGUUGCCCAUGGCCCCAACAGAGAAAACUGAGAUCACAGGGGAUCACAUCCCAACACCUCAGGACCUGCCGCAGAGAAAACCUUCAAUCGUGGCCAGCAAGCUAGCUGGUUGAUUGACACCGCAUUUUAAAGUUUACUGUUUUGUCACCAUUCCAGCAUCCAUCUUUUACCUACCAGUCCCCUUUUAUGUUAAUGUUAUUCUUUGUGUGGAUUCUGGAGAACAGUUUUCAAAUCGAGUCGCGUAAUGCAGAAAACUUGGGCAACUUGCAGGCAUUAAGUGAACAGGUGAUGCAAGUUCAAGAAGUAUGAAUUCACUUGGUGUACAAUUUGAAAACACGAAACAGAAGCUAUGAUUCCUUACUUUGGCAGAACAUUUUUCACCCUUUACAAUGUAUACCUCCCAUAUAAGUACAAGAACAGUAAGCCUUUGUUUUUAGCCCUAGGGAGCUGUAGUUACUAAUGACAGUGCUUGAAAAUAAUCUUGUUUUUGAUUUUUUGAAAGAAGCAAAACUAUUAAAAUUAUCAGACAAAAAAUGUUUUCAAGUUGCCCAUUUAUGUAAUGCAUGUAAUGUAAAAAGUGGUUUCUGAAUGACCUGGCUAAAACGGAAUUGUGUUGUGAUAAUAUUACGUGGUUGGCUUCAUAAACUCAUGGGAUCUCGCAAAGAAAAUGGAGAAAGUUCUGCUAAAGUAAAUCGUUCUAGCAUUAUUGACUCCUUGAACAUGACGCCUCUGCCCACAGCUAUUUAAUUUGACAUUUUAGCAGUGAACUCUGAAUUGAAUAAAGCUUAACAGCUGAUCCUUUUUUCUUUUAAUUUGUUAUGAUAACGUUGAUUUUCAAAGACUGCUGUUGAUCUGCAUAUUGCCCUGACCUCUUAAAUGGCCUUAACAGUAAUGAACCACUGGUCCUCCUGAGCAAUAUUUGCUCACUCAGAAAGAAUCUUGUGAAUCUAGCCUGAAAUGUCUGCCACUUUGACUAGAAUCAUGUCUGCUUUUACGGCAUGCAGCUCCCUUGACUUGUCUAGAGUGUGCAUGUACAUUUACUGUGCUGUCACACUGUGCCAUUUGUUUUGUAAAUAAAAUAG